This is a messenger RNA of Mizuhopecten yessoensis (Yesso scallop), 1581 nucleotides long. RefSeq lists its product as uncharacterized. NCBI's taxonomy places the organism in Eukaryota, Metazoa, Mollusca, Bivalvia, Pectinida, Pectinidae. The annotation marks the transcript as partial. The record is from RefSeq and is a predicted model, not a curated record. The transcript is spliced from 11 exons.
AGCAGGUGUUAGCCUAGAUCAUGUAAUGGAUUACACUUGUGCAUUUCAGGAAAUAUUUUGUUUUGAUAUGUGCCAGACAAAUCUGACCAUUUAUUGAAGGAACACUGAAGAUUGAUUGAGAUGUUUGCGUCUCGGCAAAUGUCGAAGAUGAUGAUCACAGCAGUGAUUCUUUGGUUCAACGCAUUUGGGACAGUUGAUCCGACUACCUGUGGACAAUAUUCAGUAUAUGGCAGAUAUGAAGGUAAAUGUGUCGACUUUAAGUGGUGUUUGUACCAGUUCUACACCGACCCAAGAUCGUGGUCAGAUGCAAGAGCGAUCUGUGGACAAAAUAACAAGACGUUGGCCCAUAUUACUGAUCUGUCGCAGCAUGUCUUCCUGACGUCACUGAUCCAAACCAGUUUACCUGCAAUCUACUUUAGCCCGCCCAGCUCCAUGUGGAUAGGAUUGUACAAGACAAACGGGGGACAACCUGUAUGGCAAGAUGACUGCGCCACUCUAAGCGCAAACUUUGCUCCUGUAACUGCAACGUUGACAGACUCAGCCGAAAUAUGUUACAUGCUAGACGGACAGGGAGGCACUUAUCAAGGACACGACUGUGAACAGUCUCAACCGUUCCUAUGUAAGGCAGCAACGUUGGAUAUCAGCACAUGCUAUGAAAGUGUUUCAACAAUUUACAAUGGCAGUGUACGUCCAACCUCUUAUUUCGGUGCGGCAUGGAGUGAAUGUGUCGCUUUAUUUGGAAAUGACAAAAAAGUUGUGGGAUUCCGGUACAACUCCCCAUUUUGCACCUAUAUGACUUAUAGAGCACACCAUACCUACACAAAGGGCACUUCUAGAUAUGCAAAAGCCAUGUUAAAGACAGAAGUGGUAACUCUCACAGAACCUGUGAGCUAUAUAACCAGUGAAAGCCAAAGUGUGUACUCCACUAGUCCAGUGGAACUACCAACGAUAGAAAUGACACUGGCUCCAGAUUCGGUUCCUACUCACACGUGGCUGAAGACUUCCCAAACGUAUUCAAGUGUAUCAGUUACAGGAACAGUAUCGAUUGUAACUAAUACAGUUUUAGGAGCCGCAUUGCAGAACAUUUCUGACGAUAUUAAGCAUAUGGAGCCAACUAAUAUGAGUAACCUGACAAUGUUCUGCAAACAACUACUUGAUUACGUUUUGGUCCACCCUGAUCAUGAGUGCUCAGAUCUCAUUGGGAUAGUAAAUGUCGAAAAUCAAAUAACAGAAAAGAUGGAGUCAUUACCAGCAGGUGACCUCGAUAUAAACACAACGGUUUCAUUGUAUCUUUCCAUCUUGAACCACGUGUACAAUUUCCAAACGAACAUUGACUGUCGACGAAAUAACCAAACGCCCGAGUUACUGGAACUUCAGGAUAGUCUUAUCAGAUUGUCAAAACUUAAUCUGAAACUACAGAAUAUCAGUAAAACGUUUGAACUCAACAUGACAUCCGUUUCAAUAACGGUAGGAGACGGAGGAGCGUUACAAGAAGAGUAUACAACAGCAUAUGGCAGGGUCAUACUAGAAAACAUCGAGAUCUUGAGACAGAACCUUGCCAGUCAGAAAGUGAUGAUUAUG